Eucalyptus grandis is the source of this 2485-nucleotide messenger RNA. RefSeq names its product disease resistance protein RPS5-like. The transcript is spliced from 2 exons. Lineage: Eukaryota; Viridiplantae; Streptophyta; Magnoliopsida; Myrtales; Myrtaceae. The record is from RefSeq and is a predicted model, not a curated record. The coding region runs from base 504 to 1439 and encodes 311 amino acids.
GUAUUCGUGAACAUUCAAGUACUGUAGAAGUCCGUUACUGCAGUGAUCCUAUUGUGAAUGCGGGAAGAAAUGAUCCUAACUUGAGUGUGGGUAGGCAAAGCAGUUCUAUUUUGAUUCCAGGAGAUGUGCAGCAGUUGAAGGGGAGUAACUGCGGUGGCAUGAAAAAUCUAAUGGAUUUGAGCCCACUUCUAAAACUCGAGCUUCUAGAGAUUUUUGAAUGAUGGGAGAACUUGCAGGUGCUCUGUGGAGCAGCAGAUGAACAAGAAGUAAUCAACGGGCAUUCCUACUCUCUCUCCUUCCCCUGUCUUAAGAAGCUAAAUAUCCAGAGAUGUCUGAAACUUAAGUAUCUGUUCGGCCACGGGUGUGAACACUCCUUUCCAGACCUACAGGCGAUUGUCAUCCAGGGUUGUGAGGAAAUAGAAGGGAUAACUGCAGCGGCAGCUGGUUCACCGGUUCCUGCUUUCCCCAGUCUAGAAGAGAUCGAUGUGAAGUCUUGUGGCAACAUGAAGAGGGUAGUUGAAUCUGAGUGGCUUCUCCAUUUCCCUAAUCUGAAGAAGGUUAAAGUACGGGGAUGCAAGAAGAUGGUCGAGAUAAUAGGACGGCCACCUCCAUGCAUGCCAGUGGAUACGGCCCUUUUGGAUGUGAGCUCAUUUCAAAAACUCGAGCUUCUAGAGAUUAUUGAAGGGGAGAACUUGCAGGUGCUCUGUGGAGCAGUAGAUGAACAAGAAGUAAUCAACGGGCAUUCCUACUCUCUCUCCUUCCCCUGUCUUAAGAAGCUAAAUAUCCAGAGAUGUCUGAAACUUAAGUAUCUGUUCGGGCACGGGUGUAAACUCUCCCUUCCAGACCUACGGGUGAUUAUCAUCUACGGUUGUAAGGAAAUAGAAGGGAUAACUGCAGCAGCAGCUGGUUCACUGCUUCCUGCUUUCCCCAGUCUAGAAGAGAUUGAUGUGGCGUCUUGUGGCAACAUGAAGAGGGUAGUUGAAUAUGAGUGGCUUCUCCAUUUCCCUAAUCUGAAGAAGAUUAAAGUAUGGGGAUGCAAGAAGAUGGUCGAGAUAAUAGGACGGCCACCUCCAUGCAUGCCAGUGGAUACGGCUGUUUUGGAUGUGAGCCCACUUCCAAAACUCGAGCUUCUAGAGAUUGUUGAAGGGGAGAACUUUCAGGUGCUCUUUGGAGCAGCAGAUGAACAAGAAGUAAUCAACGAGCAUUCCUACUCUCUCCUCUUCCCCUGUCUUAAGAAGCUAAAUAUCCAGAGAUGUCUGAAACUUAAGUAUCUGUUCGGCCACGGGUGUAAACUCUUCUUUCCAGACCUACAGGCGAUUGUCAUCAAGGGAUGUGAGGAAAUAGAAGGGAUAACUGCAGCGGCAGCUGGUUCACUGCUUCCUGCUUUCCCCAGUCUAGAAACGAUCAAUGUGGAGUCUUGUGGCAACAUGAAGGGGUAGUUGAAUCUGAGUGGCUUCUCCAUUUCCCUAAUCUGAAGGAGAUUAAAGUACAGAGAUGCAAGAAGAUGGUCGAGAUUAUAGGACGGCCACCUCCAUGCAUGCCAGUGGAUACGGCCCUUUUGGUAAGGCAUCUUCAAGUGGAACAUUGCAACAUACAGAAGUUGCUUCCGCUGGAAUUGUUGCCACAUCUUCGGAAUCUUCAACGCAUCCAUGUAAAUGACUGCACAGGAAUGGAGGAAAUUGUAAGCAGAGGAAGUGCAAGCACUCCUGAGCACAUCCCCUCCUCCUCCUCUCCAUGUCCAUUUCAUUCUCUCCCACAGUUAGAGCACUUGCAUCUAGAGAACCUACCUGACCUGAAGAGAGUAUGUGAAAGCACCAUAAGUUGCCAUUCAAUAACAUUGCUUCGUGCGUUGGGUUGUCCAAAACUGGAGAGAAUAUCUCUGCAACUGAAACUCGCUCAUCGUCAUGGGCUCCUUCCAGAGAUUAAUUUGGGUCACGAGGAACUGUGGGAUACACUGGAGUGGGACGGUCCCAAUCAGGAUCAAUUGGUUUUGAAAUUUGUAAAAGCUUAUAGUCUGGGUAAGAAUUGUAAUCCACCGUCCUUUGAUGGAGCCGGCUUGCCACAGAGAAGGAGAAUUCUCCAUAAGAAUCGUGAUCUACUGUCCUUUGAUGGAGCCGGCUAACCACAAAGAAGGAGAAUUCUCUGUGUCAACCACAAAUAGCAUCGACUCUUCACUAUCUUCAGCUCUUUUCUUGUUUUCUUCUUCUACUUGCACUGCUGACCAUCUUUAGGUUCAUUAUCUUCAGCUCUCUUCUUGUUUUCUUCUUCUACUUGCACUGCUGGCCAUCUUUGAAUUCAGUGUAGGAGAGGAAAGAAAAUUAUCUGUUGUAGAAGUAAUGAGUGAAGUCAAGGGACAUAACCCUAAAUUGUUCCAAUGAAGUGUUGAACUUGGAAAGAUGAUAAAAUUAGACAUUUUGUAUACGAAACUGACUUUAUGUGGGUGAUUGAGUAUAUUCAUAUGUUAAGAUGCUUAAGCACGAGUUCA